This is a messenger RNA of Gigantopelta aegis, 1532 nucleotides long. Its product is annotated as neuronal acetylcholine receptor subunit alpha-3-like. Gene Ontology annotation, molecular function: neurotransmitter receptor activity; transmembrane signaling receptor activity; extracellular ligand-gated monoatomic ion channel activity. The record is from RefSeq and is a predicted model, not a curated record. Gene Ontology annotation, biological process: monoatomic ion transmembrane transport; signal transduction; nervous system process. The coding region runs from base 156 to 1286 and encodes 376 amino acids. NCBI's taxonomy places the organism in Eukaryota, Metazoa, Mollusca, Gastropoda, Neomphalida, Peltospiridae. Gene Ontology annotation, cellular component: neuron projection; membrane; synapse. The transcript is spliced from 4 exons.
UUUUUUCUUUUAUUUACUAGGAAUGGAGAGAUGAGCUGAUUCGGUGGGACCCUGAAGAUUAUGGUGGACUUGUGGUCUUCCGUCUUCCGUCAAAGAAACUAUGGCUUCCAGACAUUGUGUUGUAUAACAAUGCAGACGAUUAUACUUCCGGUUUUAUGCCUUGCAACGCCAUGGUCCAUAGCGACGGGAAGGUCACGUGGUCUCCUCCAGCGCGUCUACGCAGUUCCUGCAAAAUGGACAUAACCUACUUUCCCUUUGACGUUCAGAAAUGCCACUUAAAAUUUGGAUCAUGGGCGUAUGACAAAGCUCAAGUAGACCUCAUCAAUAGAUCUUCAUUGGUGGCUGUCCACAGUUAUGUGGCCAAUGGUGAGUGGCGUCUCACGAAGUACGACGUGAUCCGGCACGAAGUCGUCUAUCCAAUCAGCGACGCCGUGUACCCUGACGUCACGGUAUACCUCGUGAUUUACCGCCGUAUCCUGUACUACGUGCUCAACAUUCUGUUGCCAUGUUUCUGGCUGAACAUCCUGAGCGUGCUCACGUUCUGUCUGCCGCCAGACGCCGGGGAGAAGAUAACUCUCAGUAUAACGGUCCUCCUGUCCUAUUCCAUGUUCAUGUUGCUGAUAGCCGACAGUAUGCCUCCAACCUCUGAUUACGUCCCCUUGAUAGAAAUCUACUUGACACUAUCCAUGGCAGUGGCCUCCAUAUCGGUCAUCGUGUCUGUUCUAGUUAUGAAGCUGCACCACUGCCCUCCCAGCCAGACGCCUGUUCCACACUGGGUAAAAGUUGUCAUUCUCGGAUACGUAUCCAAGUUCGUCCAGUGCAAAUGCUUCAUCAGUAAGAGGAAGAAAAAUCAAGGGUACAGCACCAGUGUCACCCCGGUGAAAUACAACGACCAAGAAGAGGCUCGCCCGUGCCUCGCCAAAGAAGGUCGGCAAGUCUCGCGAAACAACCACGUGCACGAGAACCGAGCAGACGACUUCAACUUGAAUGUUGAUUACCGGCCGGUGAGGCGGAGUAUGUCGAAUCGCGGUUCAUCUCCAGACAGUUACGUCAGCUUGUACGAGAGGACGAGUCGUGGGGUGGAAGAGCUACUGAGAUACCUGAAGAUGAUAGUUGAGAAGACGGACGAGGAGGACGAGGAGAGCGAGAUGCAUGACGAGUGGAAGCAGGUGGCGCUCGUCGUCGACAGACUCAUGUUCUGGAUCUUCCUCAUAAUCACAAUUACCUUCACCCUGGUCGUCCUCGUCAUAGUGCCCGGACUCAAUUACGUCGGAGAAGGGACGUAAUGACAAAGACAUUUGGUCUUAAUCCAAAUCCUGCCCUGUGCCCCGUUUUACGACACGAUCUUAGUGCUAAGAUCAUCUUAAGUGCAUAAGGUAGCUGUGCACUUAAGGUGAUCUUAGCGCUAAUAUCACUUCGUAAAACGGGGCCCUGGUGCUUAUAUAAAAGUAGACUCUAGACUCAAAUAUCUAAUGACGUCACAAGCAUACAAUUUGUAUCGCGUUGCCAUGACAUUAAAAUCUUCGACUCUA